AUGGAUUUACCCACAGACGGAAAGCCCCUUAAAUCUCAUCUCAGAAGAAUCAGUGUUUUGGUUUUACUUCUUCUCCUAACACACCACUGCAGAGGUCAGUCUCAGCUGAUUGGCUCACCUCAGCCAAUCGUAGCAAACAUUGGUGAUGACAUCAUUUUGCCGUGUUAUCUGGAGCCGGCGGUAAAUGUUGCCGGUUUGACGUUGGAGUGGACGAGGCCCGACAUGGACCCCAGGUUCGUCCAUGUGAUGCGUUCUGGUCACGAAAUGGUGGAUAAAAAACACACAUUUUUCAAGGGAAGAACUUCAAUGUUCACCGAUGAGCUGAAGAACGGAAACAUUUCUCUGAAACUCUCCAACGUACAAUUCUCUGAUCACGGGAAAUACAGAUGUUUCAUUCCAGAAGUGGGCAGCCAAACUUUUGUUAAAUUGGUUUUUGGUAAGUGA
Messenger RNA from Notothenia coriiceps (black rockcod), 444 nucleotides. RefSeq names its product myelin-oligodendrocyte glycoprotein-like. The record is from RefSeq and is a predicted model, not a curated record. Gene Ontology annotation, molecular function: signaling receptor binding. Gene Ontology annotation, cellular component: external side of plasma membrane. The coding region runs from base 1 to 444 and encodes 147 amino acids. The transcript has 2 exons. NCBI's taxonomy places the organism in Eukaryota, Metazoa, Chordata, Actinopteri, Perciformes, Nototheniidae. Gene Ontology annotation, biological process: T cell receptor signaling pathway; regulation of cytokine production.